AUGCAACAGCCACCACAACAAGAACGUUCGCCGACAGAAUUUCUAAGUAAUGUUAUUGGUAGACCUGUCGUAGUCAAGUUGAAUUCUGGGGUGGACUAUCGAGGUAUUUUUGAAUGGUUUAUUACG
Molecule: messenger RNA, 126 nt
Organism: Racocetra fulgida
Lineage: Eukaryota; Fungi; Glomeromycota; Glomeromycetes; Diversisporales; Gigasporaceae
Source: the annotation of a GenBank genome assembly